Elephantulus edwardii (Cape elephant shrew) is the source of this 989-nucleotide messenger RNA. RefSeq names its product NECAP endocytosis associated 2 (gene NECAP2). Gene Ontology annotation, cellular component: clathrin vesicle coat; membrane. Gene Ontology annotation, biological process: endocytosis. The transcript has 8 exons. The record is from RefSeq and is a predicted model, not a curated record. NCBI's taxonomy places the organism in Eukaryota, Metazoa, Chordata, Mammalia, Macroscelidea, Macroscelididae. The coding region runs from base 70 to 861 and encodes 263 amino acids.
AUAGAGUCGCGAGGCUGCUGUCCCCGCGGCAGGGAAGAAGCCGGAAGUCCAGCGGCUCCGGGUGUCGCGAUGGAGGAGACCGCGUACGAGUCGGUUCUCUGUGUCAAGCCGGAGGUUCACGUCUACCGCAUCCCGCCGCGGGCCACCAACCGGGGCUACAGGGCCGCGGAAUGGCAGCUGGACCAGCCAUCGUGGAGUGGCCGCCUUCGGAUCACUGCAAAAGGGCAGGUGGCCUACAUCAAGCUAGAGGACAGGACCUCAGGGGAGCUCUUCGCUCAGGCCCCAGUGGACCAGUUUCCUGGCACAGCUGUGGAGAGUGUGACAGAUUCCAGCAGGUACUUCGUUAUUCGCAUCGAAGAUGGAAACGGGCGACGGGCAUUUAUUGGAGUUGGCUUUGGGGACCGAGGCGAUGCCUUUGACUUCAAUGUUGCGUUACAGGAUCAUUUCAAGUGGGUGAAACAGCAGAGUGAAUUUGCAAAACAAGCCCAGAACCCAGACCAAGGCCCCAAAUUGGACCUGGGUUUCAAGGAAGGGCAGACUAUCAAGCUCAACAUUGCGAGCAUGAAGAAGAAGGAAGGAGCUGCGGGGACACCCCGACCCCGGCCCGCCAGCACAGGAGGACUGAGCCUGCUGCCUCCGCCCCCGGGGGGAAAAGCUCCCACCCUCAUCCCUCCCCCUGGAGAGCAGUUGUCUGUGGAGGGGACCCUCACCCAGUCAGGAGUUGCUUCCAGUUCAGGAGGUGCAGCUGUGUCCUGGCCGCAGUCCGUGCCUGCCCCCGCUGACAUCUGGGGGGACUUCACCAAGUCCACAGGGUCACCAUCUAGCCAGACUCAGCCAGGAACCGGCUGGGUCCAGUUCUGACUUGAGCACAUUCUUUUCUUCAUAUGACUUCUGGAAAGGAGCCACUUCAUCUUGGCCAAAUGAAAGAGGAUAAAACACUCCCUGCUGGCCUCUGUGUUUGGAGCAUGACUCUUCUCCAUGCCGAGCUC